AUGGCGAGUUUGAACGUAAACUUGGCCGCUGGUACGCACAUUUUCGUGCAGUCCAAGUCAGAGGUUUGGACGAGGGCAGUAGUCGAAAAGGUUGAAGGCGACGCAAUCACCGCUAAAAUCGUCCAGGAUGAAUUGAAUAAAGAUGUAGAAGGGGAUGGAAUUGUCAUGCUCAAGAGUGAUGACCUUUUCUACCCUCAUUCCGUAGGUAAGAGUGCGUGA
Messenger RNA from Theileria equi strain WA, 219 nucleotides. RefSeq lists its product as hypothetical. Lineage: Eukaryota; Apicomplexa; Aconoidasida; Piroplasmida; Theileriidae. The record is from RefSeq and is a predicted model, not a curated record. The transcript has 2 exons. The coding region runs from base 1 to 219 and encodes 72 amino acids.